AGAAAAAUGGCAUGGGCCAUGGAGAAGCUGGAUGGUGGAAACAGCAGUUUGUUAACGCCGACGUCGAUCGAAACGGUUCCCUCUCCUUUGAUGAGUUCAAAGAUUUUUUGCACCCAGAAGACAGUGACAACGAAGAAAUCAAGAAAUGGCUACUCACAGAAAAACUAGAGCGAAUGGACUAUGACAAAGAUGGGAAACUAAGUUUUGUAGAGUUUUGUGACCAUACUUAUGAUAUUUACAAGAACUAUGUUGAGUAUGAAACUGCCGGGCGUCGUGUGCCAAAACCUGAAGAGAAGUUUUCAGAGCUUGAUUUGGACAAGGACAGAUUCUUGACAGUGGAGGAACUGAUUCCCAUACUCGGUUACCUUCACCCUGGAGAACUGUCGUAUGCCAAAUAUUAUGCCAGUUAUUUGAUUCAUGAGGCUGAUGAUAACAAGGAUGGGAAUUUAACACUUGAAGAGAUGCUCAACCACGAGUAUAUUUUCUAUAGCACAGUCUAUGAUGAUAGCCAUGAGAAUUCUGAGGAUGAUUUGCAUGACGAAUUAUGA
Morus notabilis is the source of this 548-nucleotide messenger RNA. Its product is annotated as reticulocalbin-2. The record is from RefSeq and is a predicted model, not a curated record. The annotation marks the transcript as partial. The transcript has 5 exons. Gene Ontology annotation, cellular component: endoplasmic reticulum. NCBI's taxonomy places the organism in Eukaryota, Viridiplantae, Streptophyta, Magnoliopsida, Rosales, Moraceae. Gene Ontology annotation, molecular function: calcium ion binding.